AUGAUGACAAAACCUCAAGUGCAUAAGGAGAAUGAAGAUCAUGUACAUGAAGAUGCCGAUGUUGAUACUUCUAGAGCUAAUGAUGGUGUUGUUAACAACCAUGAACAUGCAAAGACUCUAGGUGAAGAUGUGAAUGAAAGCUAUUGUACUUCGAAUGGCAAUAAGUAUAUAUUGAUUUCAAAUGAUAUGACUACCCAAAUUAAUGAAAGUGUUGAUUUCAUUAGGUUGAUGGAUGAGAAUAGUACAUUUCUUAAUAGGUACUUAAACGUAGAAACGAAAGACCUUCCUUGUGCCAACAUAAAGGAUCAUGUGGUGAAGAUGAACGACAACAUUGAUAAUGGUGUCAAUGCUCAUGAAGAAUAUAUUUUUAUGAAUAAUAGAGUUCAUGUUGAGUUUGUACAAAGUACUAAAGAUACUGAUCCCUACAUACAUAUGUUGAAGAGAAAUGAUUUAGGGAGGAUAGAUACUGAAAGAGAGACUCCAAAAUAA
Molecule: messenger RNA, 489 nt
Organism: Vicia faba (fava bean)
Lineage: Eukaryota; Viridiplantae; Streptophyta; Magnoliopsida; Fabales; Fabaceae
Source: the annotation of a GenBank genome assembly